GAACCAUUAAUUUGUUGUGGUUUCAAUAUACAAUUAUAUAUAAAUCCAUCAUCUCUCUCUUCCCUUAAGUUUUAAGCAUUCAAGGCCCUUUUUUAAUCAAUAGGUAACUCUUAAUAUCACAUUAGACAUAGCCAUGUACCCAUCACCGCCUCAGUUUGGGCAACAGGCUCCAGCAGCUGGUGUCCCGAUUACCUCAACAAACCAGCAACCUUUUGCUCAAAAUUACACGCAGCCAGCAGGGAAGGUCCCUUGGUCGACUGGACUCUGUGACUGCGGCUCUGAUGUUCCAAACUGUUGCAUCACAUGUUGCUGUCCUUGCAUCACCUUUGGCCAGAUUGCUGAGAUCCUCGACCAAGGAUCAACCUCUUGCGGUGCAAGUGGAGCUCUUUAUGCUUUAAUUGGUAGCUUUACCGGGUGUGCUUGCAUUUACUCCUGCUCCUAUCGCUCUAGAAUGAGGACUCAAUACAUGUUGGAGGAGAGCCCCUGCGGGGAUUGCUGUGUCCAUUUUUGCUGCGAGGCGUGCGCCUUGUGUCAAGAAUACCGCGAGCUCAAAAACCGUGGAUUCGACAUGUCUCUUGGAUGGCAAGGAAACAUGCAGAUGCAGCAAAAUCGUGGAUUGCCAAUGGCUCCAGUGGUGGAAAGUGGCAUGAAAAGAUAAAGAGUGAUGAUUUUGAUGAUCUCUUCUUGAAGAUAUAGCUACUUACUUUCUAGUUGUCAGGACCUAAAGGGAUUUGGAAAAAAAAAAAAUUGUUGAAUUGCAUUGCGAUAAUGAAAAUGUAAUUUCACAUUUGUGCGCUGUUUAUUAUAAAGUACAUUUUGUGUUCAUAAUA
Molecule: messenger RNA, 830 nt
Organism: Durio zibethinus
Lineage: Eukaryota; Viridiplantae; Streptophyta; Magnoliopsida; Malvales; Malvaceae
Product: protein PLANT CADMIUM RESISTANCE 2-like
Source: RefSeq, a predicted model, not a curated record